UAGUGCGCCUGCGCUUUGGCCGCCGCUCGUCAGUCGGCCGGGUGUCAGGCUGUGGUGCCUCUCACUCGCGCCCACCAUGGCGCAGAUUCUUCCCAUUCGCUUCCAGGAGCAUUUGCAGCUCCAAAACCUUGGAAUCAAUCCAGCAAACAUUGGAUUUAGCACUCUGACCAUGGAAUCUGACAAGUUCAUUUGUGUUAGAGAGAAAGUUGGAGAACAAGCACAGUUGGUAAUUAUUGACAUGAGUGACCCAAUGGCACCUAUCAGACGACCUAUCUCUGCAGAGAGUGCAAUCAUGAAUCCAGCCUCUAAGGUGAUAGCUCUAAAAGCUGGGAAGACACUUCAAAUAUUUAAUAUCGAGAUGAAGAGUAAAAUGAAGGCUCAUACUAUGGCAGAAGAGGUGAUUUUCUGGAAGUGGAUUUCUGUGAACACUGUUGCCUUGGUGACUGAAACUACAGUCUAUCACUGGAGCAUGGAAGAUGACUCCCAGCCUAUAAAGAUGUUUGAUAGACUUGCCAGUCUGGCUGGGUGUCAGAUGAUCCAGUACCGUACUGAUGCACACCAGAAGUGGCUGCUUCUCAUUGGCAUCUCGGCUCAGCAAAAUCGUGUGGUUGGGGCAAUGCAGCUCUACUCUGUGGAGAGGAAGGUCUCACAGCCCAUAGAAGGCCAUGCUGCUGCCUUUGCAGAGUUCAAGAUGGAGGAGAAUGCCAAGCCUUCCACCCUUUUCUGCUUUGCUGUCCGCAGUCCUACAGGAGGCAAGUUGCACAUAAUCGAAGUUGGACAGCCUGCAGCAGGAAACCAGCCUUUUGUAAAGAAAGCUGUGGAUGUGUUUUUUCCUCCAGAAGCACAGACUGAUUUUCCAGUGGCUAUGCAGAUUGGAGCUAAUCAUGGUGUUAUCUACUUAAUCACAAAGUAUGGCUACCUUCAUAUGUAUGACCUAGAGUUUGGUGUGUGCAUCUACAUGAACCGUAUCAGUGCUGACACAAUCUUUGUAACUGCUCCCCAUGAACCUACCUCUGGGAUUAUUGGUGUGAACAAAACAGGACAGGUGCUGUCAGUUUGUGUUGAAGAAAAGAACAUUGUGAACUAUACAAUCGGUGUGCUUCAGAAUCCAGACCUGGGUUUGCGCUUGGCUCUUCGUAGUAACCUGCCUGGGGCAGAAGAAUUGUUUGUGAGGAAAUUCAGUACUCUAUUUGCACAGGGUAACUAUGCUGAAGCUGCCAAAGUAGCGGCAUCUGCACCACAGGGAAUUCUGCGUACCAGUGACACAGUCCAGAAGUUCCAGAGUGUACCUGCCCAACCAGGCCAGCCAUCUCCUUUGCUCCAGUACUUUGGAAUCCUGCUUGACCAGGGUCAGCUCAAUAAACUUGAAUCCUUAGAGCUUUGCCGGCCGGUUCUUCAGCAGGGACGCAAGCAACUCUUAGAAAAGUGGUUAAAAGAAGAUAAGCUGGAGUGUUCAGAGGAACUGGGAGAUUUGGUCAAAACUUCUGACCCUAUGCUUGCUCUAAGUGUGUACCUUCGAGCAAAUGUGCCAAGCAAAGUUAUCCAGUGUUUUGCAGAAACAGGCCAAUUCCAGAAAAUCAUGCUGUAUGCCAAAAAGGUUGGAUAUACCCCAGACUGGAUCUUUCUGCUGAGAAGUGUGAUGAGGAUCAGUCCCGACCAGGGUCUGCAGUUUUCUCAAAUGCUGGUGCAGGAAGAAGAGCCUUUGGCCAACAUUAAUCAGAUUGUGGACAUUUUCAUGGAAAACAGUUUAAUUCAGCAGUGUACUUCCUUCUUGUUGGAUGUCUUGAAGAAUAAUUGCCCAGGCGAGGGGCACCUCCAGACUCGGCUAUUAGAGAUGAAUCUGAUCCAUGCACCCCAGGUUGCAGAUGCCAUCCUUGGAAAUCAGAUGUUUACACAUUACGAUCGGGCGCACAUUGCCCAGCUCUGUGAGAAGGCAGGUCUCCUUCAGCGAGCACUGGAGCACUACACUGACCUCUAUGACAUCAAAAGGGCUGUGGUCCAUACUCACCUCCUCAAUCCUGAGUGGCUCAUCAACUUCUUUGGCUCCUUGUCAGUGGAGGACUCUCUGGAGUGUCUUCGUGCCAUGCUGUCUGCUAACAUCAGACAGAAUCUUCAGCUGUGUGUGCAGGUGGCCUCCAAGUACUAUGAGCAGCUGGGCACACAGUCCCUUGUGGAGCUCUUUGAAUCCUUCAAGAGUUAUGAAGGGCUCUUCUGCUUCCUGGGCUCAAUUGUGAACUUUAGCCAAGACCCAGAUGUGCAUCUGAAGUACAUUCAGGCUGCCUGCAAGACAGGGCAAAUCAAGGAGGUGGAAAGGAUAUGUCGUGAGAGCAGCUGCUAUAAUCCAGAGCGGGUGAAGAACUUCCUUAAGGAGGCCAAGCUCCCAGACCAGCUGCCACUCAUCAUCGUAUGCGAUCGCUUUGACUUUGUCCACGAUCUUGUACUCUACUUGGACCGCAACAGCCUGCAGAAGUACAUUGAGGUUUAUGUCCGGAAGGUUAACCCUAGCCGGCUCCCAGCUGUGGUUGGAGGGCUGCUUGAUGUGGAUUGUUCUGAAGAAGUAAUUAAAAACCUGAUUGUUGUGGUAAGAGGACAGUUCUCUACUGAUGAAUUGGUGGCUGAAGUAGAAAAAAGGAACAGGCUGAAGUUGUUGCUUCCCUGGUUGGAGUCCCGGAUGCAUGAAGGCUGUGAGGAGCCUGCCAUUCAUAAUGCAUUGGCCAAAAUCUACAUUGACAGCAACAACAACCCUGAGCGCUUCUUGAGAGAGAAUGCCUAUUAUGACAGCAGUGUGGUAGGCUGGUACUGUGAGAAGAGGGACCCGCAUCUGGCCUGUGUUGCCUAUGAGCGGGGAAAGUGUGACCUUGAGCUCAUUAAGGUUUGCAAUGAAAACUCUCUGUUCAAAAGUGAGGCCCGAUACCUGGUACACAGGAAGGACCCUGAACUCUGGGCCCAUGUCCUUGAGGAGACCAACCCAUCUAGGAGACAGCUGAUUGACCAGGUUGUACAGACAGCAUUGUCAGAAACACAGGAUCCUGAAGAGGUCUCAGUCACUGUCAAAGCCUUUAUGACAGCUGACUUGCCUAAUGAACUAAUUGAGCUACUAGAGAAGAUUGUUCUGGAUAACUCUGUCUUCAGCGAGCACAGAAAUCUCCAAAAUCUGCUGAUUCUGACUGCUAUCAAGGCAGAUCACACACGGGUCAUGGAGUACAUCAGCCGCCUGGACAACUAUGAUGCACCUGACAUUGCGAGCAUUGCCAUCAGCAGUGCACUGUAUGAGGAAGCCUUCACCAUCUUCCGCAAAUUUGAUGUCAAUGUGUCAGCAAUUCAGGUCUUGAUUGAGCACAUUGGAAACCUAGAUCGUGCAUAUGAGUUUGCUGAAAUGUGCAAUGAUCCCGCUGUAUGGAGUCAGCUGGCCCAAGCACAACUUCAAAAGGAGUUAGUAAAGGAAGCCAUUGACUCCUACAUCAGGGCGGAUGACCCUGCCUCUUACCUGGAGGUGGUUCAGGCAGCCAACAGGAACAACAACUGGGAAGAUCUAGUAAAAUACCUGCAAAUGGCCCGGAGAAAGGGCCGUGAGUCCUGCAUAGAAACUGAACUUAUUUUCGCAUUGGCUAAAACCAGCCGUCUGUCUGAGCUAGAAGAUUGUAUUAAUGGGCCCAACAAUGCCAACAUCCAGCAGGUUGGAGACCGCUGUUAUGAAGAGGGCAUGUAUGAGGCCGCCAAGCUGCUGUUUCAUAGUGUUUCUAACUUUGCCCGCCUAGCUUCCACCUUGGUCCACCUGGGUGAGUAUCAAGCAGCAGUGGAUAGCAGCCGCAAGGCCAACAGCACCAGGACCUGGAAGGAGGUGUGCUUUGCCUGUGUGGAUGGGCAAGAGUUCCACCUUGCACAGCUGUGUGGCCUUCACAUUGUCAUUCAUGCAGAUGAGCUGGAGGAGCUGAUACAGUAUUACCAGGAUCGUGGCUACUUUGAGGAGCUCAUCUUCCUGCUAGAGGCAGCCCUAGGCCUAGAAAGGGCCCACAUGGGCAUGUUCACAGAGCUGGCCAUCCUCUACUCCAAGUUCAAACCACAAAAGAUGCCAGAGCACCUGGAGCUCUUCUGGUCCCGGGUCAACAUCCCAAAGGUACCUGUGCCCUCCUCAAGGUUCCAGCUGUCAGGUUCACAAGUGACACAUGCUAAUUCCUCCUGUGUCCACCUCUUUCAGGUGCUGAGAGCUGCAAAGCAGGCACACCUCUGGGCAGAGUUGGUUUUUCUCUAUGACAAGCAUGAGGAGUAUGAUAAUGUCAUCCUUACCAUGAUGAGUCACCCCAUUGAGGCCUGGAAAGAAAGUCAGUUCAAAGAUGUCAUUGCCAAGGUAGCCAAUGUGGAACUCUAUUACAAAGCCCUGCAAUUCUACUUGGAUUACAAGCCUUUGCUCAUAAAUGAUCUACUGAUGGUGCUGUCCCCCCGGCUGGACCAUAACAGGACAGUCAGCUUCUUUUCAAAGGCAGGCCAGCUAUCCCUCGUGAAGCCUUACCUGCGGUCAGUCCAGAGCCACAACAACAAGAGUGUGAACGAGGCACUGAACUACUUGCUGACUGAGGAGGAAGAUUAUCAGGGCUUGAGGGCAUCUAUUGAUGCCUAUGACAACUUUGACAACAUCAGCCUAGCACAGCAGCUGGAGAAGCACCAGCUGAUCGAAUUCAGGCGCAUUGCAGCUCAUCUGUACAAGGGCAACAACCGGUGGGCUCAGAGCGUGGAGCUCUGCAAGAAGGACCAUCUCUACAAGGAUGCCAUACAACACGCUGCAGAGUCACGUGAUCCUGAGCUUGUGGAGAAGUUGUUGCAGUGGUUCCUGGAGGAAGGCAAGCGAGAGUGCUUCACAGCCUCUCUCUUCACCUGCUAUGACCUGCUUCACCCAGAUGUAGUGCUUGAGCUGGCCUGGAGACAUAACCUCAUCAACUUUGCCAUGCCCUACUUCAUCCAGGUGAUGAGGGAGUACGUUAGCAAAGUUGACAAACUGAAUGCUUUAGAGAGUCUGCUCAAGGAAGAGGAGCAUGUUGGGGAGCCCACCCCACUAAUGUUUGAUUUUGAUGGGCAUGAAUGAGAUUCAUCUGAUUGAGCUAAGCCAGCAGCUGAUGCUAACAGCUGGUCCUGCUGCCACCCAGCCCCUGCCAGCUUCCCCCAUGGAUACUGGAUCACUCUUGCCUUCACCCAGCCUCCUGUGUAUGGCUUCAGUGUGUAGUGGGUGCUGAGUCUUCACAUCUCUUCUUACCAAGACAUUACCCUUCCAAGAAACAUGGCACUCCAGAAGCACAGAGGACCUCAGUUGGGAGGCAGGACACCUGGACAUUAUUUAUUUUUGCUGAAGCCUACUGAUGCCACCUUUGAGCUAUUGAAAAGCCUGGGGAGGCCAAAAUAGAUAACUGCUGAGGAAGAGCAACACUAGGUGCCAGCGGGGAGAUGGUUCCUUGUCUGUAGGGCCUCUGGCUGGAGCCAGACAUAGUUAGGGACUUGUCUGCAAGGAUUCCCAGGCAUGUAGAAGGAGGGGUGCUCUCCUGACUCCCAGAUUGGGUCAAGCUCCUCCUCCAAGCCACUUCACAGACACAGCAGGAACACCUCAUUAACAGGAUGCAGCCUCCUGCUGAUCAUGAAUAUUAAAAUCGGUUUUCUCAAGGCAAA
This is a messenger RNA of Octodon degus (degu), 5655 nucleotides long. It is a transcript of the gene Cltcl1, whose product is annotated as clathrin heavy chain like 1. The record is from RefSeq and is a predicted model, not a curated record. The coding region runs from base 77 to 5080 and encodes 1667 amino acids. Gene Ontology annotation, cellular component: clathrin-coated endocytic vesicle; clathrin coat of coated pit; extracellular exosome. Gene Ontology annotation, molecular function: structural molecule activity; clathrin light chain binding. The transcript is spliced from 32 exons. Gene Ontology annotation, biological process: intracellular protein transport; receptor-mediated endocytosis. NCBI's taxonomy places the organism in Eukaryota, Metazoa, Chordata, Mammalia, Rodentia, Octodontidae.